GCAGAGGAUAUUUAGAUGAUCAUCGCAAGCAGAGAGAAAGACACGUCGAAGAAGACAAUGAGAAACUCACACCCAUAAUUUGCUGCUCAUCAUUUCUAAUUAUUAAAUAAAAACGAAUAAUGGCUGCUUUCUUUCUUGGAGAAUCUGAAAUGAGAGAACACUCUUCUGAUCUUUUUAUGAUGACUCUGAAUCCGUUUCGCGAGCAGACAACGACCACUAAUGCUCAUGACGAUCACUUCUACAACUUGUGCUUUGGUUCCCAACAAUAUAGACCUCGAGAUGAAGUAGGUCAUAUAGAACAAGGAAAUUCUUCCAUCUCCACUUUUUCAAACGGAGGAGUCUUCAGGGCUUUGGCUCCGAUCUACUUGAAAGCGGCUCAAGAAUUACUCAAUGAGAUUGUCAAUGUUGGAAACGGUAGCCACGGCGCAAAACAAGAGCGACCGGUGAGUAAAGAGUCCACGAUUUAUGGAGUUGAGGACAUCAAUGGUGGCUAUAAGCCUGGCGUAGCUGCUUUGCAAAUGAAGAAAGCAAAACUCAUCUCCAUGGGUGAAAUGGUGGAACAGAGAUACAAGCAAUACCAUGACCAAAUGCAGACUAUAAUCUCAUCGUUUGAGCAAGCUGCGGGUUUAGGCUCAGCAAACUCAUACACACAUAUGGCGUUACAAACAAUAUCAAAGCAGUUUCGUGCUGUAAAAGACAUGAUAAGUUUGCAAAUCAAGCAAAUAAACAAGCUCUUGGGACAAAAGGAAUUUGACGAGCAGCUUAAGAAGUUGGGAAAGAUGGCACAUCACCAUUCAAAUGCUUGGAGACCGCAGAGAGGUUUGCCCGAAAAAGCUGUUUCCGUUCUACGCUCUUGGCUCUUUGAGCAUUUUCUUCAUCCAUAUCCGAGGGAUUUGGAUAAGGUAAUGCUUGCCAAACAGACUGGCCUUACUAAGAGUCAGGUGUCAAAUUGGUUCAUUAAUGCUCGAGUUCGAAUGUGGAAGCCACUGGUGGAGGAACUUUAUUCGGAAGAAAUGGAUAUUGAAGAAAGCAGAAAAGGAAGUGACCGGUAUAGUACCAAAGGUUCAUCUUCAAAGCAACCGUACAAUAAUACAACUUCAAAUGAAUCUUCGAACACGAUCCUACCCGCCUUUCGUCAAGGAUUCACUGAAACUGAAACCCCUAGGCAAAAUUCAUCCUCAAGUUGCAGCGUAGUCAUGAGGUUCACGAAGCAACACAUGAAUCAAGCGAACUUCAUCAAUUUCAACGGAGGGUUCGAAAACUAUCACACAAUGGAUGGAAACAGCGUCUCCCUUUCCCUCGGCCUGCCUCAUUCUUGUGACCAAACCUUUAAUAACAUUCAUUUUGAGUCAACAAGUCAUGGAACUGAGAACUCGGCCAUAUAUUCAUCUUCAACUUAUCAAAUCAUGGAUUAGAAAUAAUUAGUGGGGAUGAUAUAUUUUCUGCUUGUUGCUUACGUAUAUUCUGUGUAUAGUUUUGGCCCUUGGAUGGUUUCGUAUGGGUUGAUGUGUGUAGAUUGAUAGAGAGGAGAUGAUUAAGUAAAGGUUAUGAUAAAAAUGUAGAUAACAA
Molecule: messenger RNA, 1569 nt
Organism: Arabidopsis thaliana (thale cress)
Lineage: Eukaryota; Viridiplantae; Streptophyta; Magnoliopsida; Brassicales; Brassicaceae
Gene: BLH5
Product: BEL1-like homeodomain 5
Exons: 5
Coding region: 120-1415 (431 amino acids)
Biological process (GO): regulation of DNA-templated transcription; plant gross anatomical part developmental process
Cellular component (GO): nucleus
Molecular function (GO): DNA-binding transcription factor activity, RNA polymerase II-specific; DNA binding
Source: RefSeq, marked reviewed